CCCUGAGGCCGGGAAGUUCUCUGGCCACGCGGUCCGAGGGCGGCCCCCUUCACUUGCACCAUGGUCCGAAAUGCAGAAAAGGCCAUGACGGCCUUAGCAAGAUUUCGCCAAGCUCAAUUGGAAGAGGGAAAAGUGAAGGAACGAAGACCCUUCCUUGCCUCAGAAUGGACUGAGUUGCCCAAAGCUGAGAAGUGGAGACGACAGAUCAUUGGAGAGAUCUCUAAAAAAGUGGCUCAAAUUCAGAAUGCUGGUUUAGGUGAAUUCCAAAUUCGUGACCUGAAUGAUGAAAUUAACAAAUUGCUAAGAGAGAAAGGACACUGGGAGGUCCGGGUAAAGGAGCUGGGUUGUCCUGAUUAUGUAAAAGUUGGCCCUAAAAUGCUGGAUCAUGAAGGCAAAGAAGUCCCGGGAAAUCGAGAUUACAAAUACUUUGGAGCAGCAAAAGAUUUGCCUGGUGUUAGAGAGCUAUUUGAAAAAGAACCUCUUCCUCCUCCAAGAAAGACACGUGCUGAGCUCAUGAAGGCAAUUGAUUUUGAAUACUACGGUUACCUAGAUGAAGAUGAUGGUGUUAUUGUGCCUUUGGAACAGGAAUAUGAAAAGAAAUUCAGAGCCCAGUUAGUGGAAAAGUGGAAAGCAGAGAGAGAGGCUCGGCUGGCAAGAGGAGAAAAGGAAGAGGAAGAGGAGGAAGAAAUCAACAUCUACGCUGUCACGGAGGAGGAGUCUGAUGAGGAAGGCAGCCAGGGGAAAGGAGGUGAAGAUGAGUAGCAGAAGUUCAUCGCCCAUGUCCCUGUGCCAUCACAGCAAGAGAUCGAGGAGGCACUUGUGCGAAGGAAGAAGAUGGAACUCCUCCAGAAAUAUGCAAGUGAGACCCUGCAGGCCCAGAGCGAAGAGGUCAAACGACUCAUGGGAUAUUAGGGCUGAGUGAGGGUGCUCCCUGGGUCUGGAAACCUGUUGGAAAUUCUUCAGCCC
This is a messenger RNA of Myotis myotis, 966 nucleotides long. RefSeq names its product pre-mRNA-splicing factor ISY1 homolog. The record is from RefSeq and is a predicted model, not a curated record. Gene Ontology annotation, biological process: mRNA 3'-splice site recognition; generation of catalytic spliceosome for second transesterification step. Gene Ontology annotation, cellular component: Prp19 complex; post-mRNA release spliceosomal complex; catalytic step 2 spliceosome. Lineage: Eukaryota; Metazoa; Chordata; Mammalia; Chiroptera; Vespertilionidae. The transcript has a single exon.